AUGUCGGCACUUCCUGCAAAGCCUGGCCUGCGCCACAGUGUGCCGGAGUGGUACGACAACAACCACCAGCUGUCUGCCACAGCACAACAUGAGCGACAUGUUUCUAACGUGAUCCGGCAGGAAGGGAGGUCACUGCGCGACCAGACCAACUGUCAGACAACCUGGGAUGAAAGCGACACCUCUUGCAGGUUGAGGGACCGGGCCUGGGAUGUUGCCCGGUGGAAAGAGACGUUAGAAGCAUGUGCACAGAAAGUGGAUAAAGAGAUGGAGGCUCUCACUCUGUCUAAGGAGCAAACAGAGCAGGCCCUGGCUGCGACUGCCGUUCCCCUGGAGGUCAGCAAUGAAUGCUUGACGCUGAGGGACGGGCGGCGAGGGUACGAGCUUGUCAUAGACCCCGCAGACGAGCAGCUGAAAAAAGAAGUGGCGCUGAUUGAAAGAGUGCAGCAAGCUCUGCAGCAGCACAUAGACAAGGCCUUUGAGCAACUGUGUGUCCUGCAGGAGGCUCGGCACCAUCUGACCGCCGACCUCCAGAACAAGAUGGACGCCCUAGACAUUGAUAUGUCCUGCCUGUCACUUACAAUAAAGUCACCUGAGAUCUCCCUGAAGACCAACCCAACUCGUAUAGCAUCAGGUUCCUCCACCCCACAGGAGUGGAUCCAGUUCAGCCAGUAUAACGUAGAUCGAGCCCAGGAGGCCAUGCAGGUGUCCCAGCAAAUGAGGGAGGACACGAGUCUCGCCAGAGCCCAGCUGCAGAACGAGUUGGACACUCAGCGCAGGGCCACCGAGUUUGCUCUCCGUAAGCGUAAUCACCAUGAAGAGCAGGCCCGCAAUGAGCUGGAGUGGCAGAUAAGAAAUACUGAAGAUGAAAUGGCAGAAAUGGAGAGCGACAUCCAGGGGCUGGAUGCAGACCUGCAGGCGAAGAUGGCCUCCCUGAAACUGGCUCACACCAGACUGGAGAACAGGACCACCAGACCUGGCACGGACCUGUGCAGAGACGAGGUGCAGCAUGGCCUCGUUAAUGAAGUCCAUCAGCUGGAGUCCACAAUCACAGUGCUGAAACAGAAGCUUUCUGAGGCUCAGCUCACUCUGCAGAAGAUGAAGCUCCAUCACUCCCGCAUGCUGCAGGAUCUGUCCAGAAAACAGGAAGCUCUGUCUCUGGAGCAACGGAGCCUGACCACCCGCACUCGCCUCACAUCCACCUCCUGCACUGAUAAAGCCCCGGUGCUGCUGGUCCCACUCACAAACUCCAGCGGGAGGAGCAACCUGCAGCUGCUGGCUCAGUGA
This is a messenger RNA of Chelmon rostratus (copperband butterflyfish), 1284 nucleotides long. RefSeq names its product tektin 2 (testicular) (gene tekt2). The coding region runs from base 1 to 1284 and encodes 427 amino acids. Gene Ontology annotation, biological process: cilium assembly; cilium movement involved in cell motility. The record is from RefSeq and is a predicted model, not a curated record. The transcript has 9 exons. Gene Ontology annotation, cellular component: nucleus; microtubule cytoskeleton. Lineage: Eukaryota; Metazoa; Chordata; Actinopteri; Chaetodontiformes; Chaetodontidae.